AUGCGCGGCACGUCAGAAGCCACCGAACGAAUAUUCCGACUGUUGGGUAUCAAGAUCGCCCAUAAACCGGCAUCAACCGUCCGAUCAUCGCUUGUCAACAGCAAGGAUCGAGUGGAGCAGCACGAACGAUCAGGUGUAAACUACGCAAUCCCGUUCCUGGGCUGCAACCAACAUUGCAUGGGUGAGACAGGCAAACAACUACACACUCGCCUACAUGAACACAAGCUUACCCUCCGACGCACUGACCCGAAGUCACAAAUCUGGAACCACUGUGCACGGACAGGUCACGAGAUCGUAAUCGAUAACGCAAAGGUUGUGACGCGAGCUAAGCGAGGAGAACGAUUAAUCCUCGAAGCUUUGCACUCGGUCAAUUCGUUCAACCGACACGUCGAGAUAGACAAACAUUACGUCAUACUCGCAAAACCCGUGACCAUUGGUGGACUGAUAGACGUGCAAACAGCACACAGGCGCACAAAAAGACGGUAA
Molecule: messenger RNA, 486 nt
Organism: Echinostoma caproni
Lineage: Eukaryota; Metazoa; Platyhelminthes; Trematoda; Plagiorchiida; Echinostomatidae
Source: the annotation of a GenBank genome assembly